GGGAAAUAAACACUUACAGGUGGAAUGUCCCAGAACGAUCUGGUCCUGGUAAAACAGAUCCAAACUGUAUCACUUGGGUUUAUUAUUCAACGGCAAACUUUGUAAAGGACACAUACAGUGGUCUGAUUGGGCCUCUUGUAGUUUGCAGAAAAGGAACUCUGGAUGAAAGAGGUCUAAGGAAAGACAUUGAUCGUGAAUUUACUCUUCUGUUUAUGGUGUUUGAUGAAAAUCAAUCCUGGUAUUUGAAAGCAAAUAUUGAAACAUACCUUCAUAAGAAUCCUGAUGAUUUUAAUUCCACUGAGAACUUUGUAGAAGGCAACAGCAUGCACGCAAUCAAUGGGAAGAUUUAUAACAGUCUCUUGGGUCUAACAAUGAAUGAAGGUGACAGGACAAACUGGUAUUUGAUAGGAAUGGGCAAUGAAGUGGAUAUCCAUACAGUUCACUUCCAUGCACAGACCUUCAUCUUCAAGACAGAUAAGGACCACAGAGGAGAUGUAUAUGACCUUUUCCCUGGGACUUUCCAGACCGUUGAACUUGUAGCAGAAAACCCUGGAACUUGGCUUCUGCACUGCCACGUAGCUGAUCACAUCCAUGCUGGCAUGGAGACAACCUACACCAUCAAUAAAUCAGAGUGGAAAGUUCCGUCGGAAGGAGGAGUCACAACUGGAGCAUACAAUACAACUACUGCAACAAAUAGAACCACUGAAAAGGAUGAUGACAGCAAGGGGGGCAAUCAUUUUGGCAAAACUCUGAGUCCUGGAGAAACCAGCCUGAUACUCGCAGCUUUUUUUUUCAUUGGACUUGUUCUGCUGUCAACAGCAUUUAUCUUCUUCUGCCUCGUCACCCACCAAGGAAACAGGAUCCAUUACACGGCUCUGCAUGACAAAAGUGCACUUCUGGCAGAUUCCUU
Messenger RNA from Empidonax traillii (willow flycatcher), 910 nucleotides. RefSeq names its product hephaestin-like protein 1. Lineage: Eukaryota; Metazoa; Chordata; Aves; Passeriformes; Tyrannidae. The annotation marks the transcript as partial. The record is from RefSeq and is a predicted model, not a curated record. Gene Ontology annotation, molecular function: oxidoreductase activity; copper ion binding. The transcript has 6 exons.